AUGAAGAUUGCAAAAGUGAAAGGCCUCCUACAGGCCUCUGCUCGUGUUCUUCAAAGUCUCUUGAUCGCCAACUAUCUCGGACCCUACAGAUACUACACUCUUGAACCAAUCAAAAAAAUCGAGCGUCACCAGAAUGAGGAUGAAAUGGAAGAGCUGGUUAAAGCAUUGGUCGACUUUCGUCAAACCAAGGACGAAGAGCUAUCAUUCGUGGCGAAAGCAGCUGCUCUAUCUGCAGCAGCGGUCAUCGGUGUCUUCUCAUGGCCUGCCACGGAGAAGACAGUGUGGGCCGCGAAGAUGCUCUGGAACUGGAGUUUUUUCAUGUCUACCUUCUCGCUUAUCGGCUCGGCUCCCAUGCGGCUACUCCAACACCUGCCCCAGCACCCGCCAGAUCAAAACGACAUGGAAUUUAGGUUCAAAAUUAAGAUGGCCCUGAAUUUGUUCUUGCAGCCUCGAGCUAAGCUUGAUGGUUCAAGUGACAAGAUAGGACAUCGUCGAAUGAGCAGGAGAAUGCUCUGGGUUUGGCAGUGUCCAGCCAUGCUCAUGAGCUAUUCCUGGGUCUUCUUUCUUGUCGGAUACGCGCUACACGUGUUGUCUCCAGUCUUUGAUCCGUCGCAAGCCAAAGUUUCGUCGCAGGUUGGUUAA
Molecule: messenger RNA, 642 nt
Organism: Endocarpon pusillum Z07020
Lineage: Eukaryota; Fungi; Ascomycota; Eurotiomycetes; Verrucariales; Verrucariaceae
Exons: 3
Coding region: 1-642 (213 amino acids)
Source: RefSeq, a predicted model, not a curated record